ACCAUCUAUUGCGGGCCUCCACCCAAUCCCGGCAUCGUAAAGUUCUGCUGCGGAAGAGGGGAUGCUAAGGAGAUGGCUCAACUUAGAUAGCCCUGUGUUUUUCCAAUAAUAUUUUCGCCAUGGAUGCACUUUGGAGGAAAUCUAGAAGCAGAGGACGGCUGCUUGUGUUUGCAGCAGUCUUUGUGUGGUAUGCAGGGUCUGUGAGCUGUUUCGGUCAGAGCCAAGACAGCGAGUUUACGUUUCUGUUGCCAGCAGGAAGAUCCGAGUGUUUCUUUCAAAACGCAGUAAAGAACGGUACGAUGGAGGUCGAAUAUCAGGUAAUAGCAGGUGCUGGUAUGGAUGUAGACUUCACAGUAGUCUCCCCUCAGGGCAUCCGGCUCAUAUAUGAGUCACGACGCUCUGAUGGAGUCCACGUGGUGGAGCCCACAGAGGAGGGAGACUAUGAAAUCUGUUUUGACAACAGCUUCAGUCGCUUCUCAGAAAAGAUGGUGUUCUUUGAGAUCAUUAUUGAGGGCCAAGGAGGAGAUGUGGGAGGAGAUGAUGAGUGGGCGGGCUUAGAGGAGCCUGAGGGAAGCCUUCUUGAAUACAAACUGGAAGACAUCAGGGAAUCCAUGGAAUCUCUUUACAAACGCUUGGAGCGCAGCCGACAGAUGCAGACGGUGCUGCGCGCUUUCGAGGCACGGGACCGAAACCUUUUGGAAGAUAACCUGUGGAGAGUCUCGUUCUGGUCGUGUGCCAGCGUGGUGGUGAUGUUGUGCGUGGCUCUUACACAGGUCUACACAGUCCGCAAACUGUUUGAUGAUAAGCGGAGGGUCCGCACAUAGAGGGAUUGUUUUGAAGUAAUACAUGACAGACCGGGAAGAAAAUCAGCUGAGAACAAGGCAUUUGGUUACCCAUUCAAAUUAUUACUAUUCUGUAUUAUUGCUCUUAUAAUCCACAUGGACACAAACAGUCACAAUAAAUUCUGCUGGAGUUGUAUUUAAUUUCUGAGACCUUGUUCCACAUUUCUUUGUGAGCAAUAAGUAACAUUGUUACACCCUUAAGGGUAACCAGAUGAGUAAAGGGUUUAGGAAGUUUAGGUUAGUUAGUCAUCUCUGUCAUUUAGUGCCUUUAACGUCAGAUCUUACCACAAGCCAUCGAGGAAAUGUUGUCCUGUUGUACUGUCCCAUACUUCUGAAACUGUGUAAAGGUUUUGGGAAAUUUUCACCAAAGGUGUCAUUACCUUUGAAGGUCAAUAGUGUGACAACACUUAACAAUUGAUCUG
Molecule: messenger RNA, 1264 nt
Organism: Pundamilia nyererei
Lineage: Eukaryota; Metazoa; Chordata; Actinopteri; Cichliformes; Cichlidae
Gene: tmed1b
Product: transmembrane p24 trafficking protein 1b
Exons: 5
Coding region: 120-824 (234 amino acids)
Source: RefSeq, a predicted model, not a curated record